CUUCUUUCUUUCUAGGUCACGGUAAAACACACAGAGACGCGGCAAGUGUUCAAGCAACGCAUCCGAUCCCAGCUGCCUGUGGCUUGUAUUAUUUUGAAGUAAAAAUCGUUAGCAAAGGUCGAGAUGGCUACAUGGGAAUCGGUUUGUCGGCUCAGGGUGUUAACAUGAACAGAUUACCUGGAUGGGAUAAACAAUCGUACGGAUAUCAUGGUGACGAUGGUCAUUCCUUCUGUUCAUCUGGUACGGGCCAGCCGUAUGGUCCUACAUUCACGACUGGAGAUGUAAUUGGUUGUGGAGUUAAUCUCAUUGACAAUUCGUGCUUUUACACAAAAAACGGUCACAAUCUUGGCACUGCUUUCACAGAGCUACCUCCAAACCUCUAUCCGACAGUUGGACUUCAGACGCCAGGAGAAGUAGUCGACGCGAAUUUCGGACAGGAGCCUUUUGUUUUUGACAUUGAGGACAUGAUGAACGAACUACGAUCAAAAACUCGCCUUUCGAUUUACGAUUACCCCGUUUACGAGGACCAAGGUGAAUGGCAGGCGAUUUUAAACAAUAUUAUUUACAGAAUGGUUUCGACUUAUCUUGUUCAUCAUGGCUAUUGUAAUACAGCAGAAGCUUUCGCUCACAUCACUAAUCAACCUUUUAAUGAAGAUAUUGGAUCAAUAAAAAAUCGACAGAGGAUUUUAAAACUAGUUCUAGCAGGUAGAAUGGGAGAAGCAAUUGAAAGAACAAGUAGACUAUAUCCAGGCCUUUUAGAACAUAAUCAAAAUCUAUUGUUCAUGCUCAAAUGUCGUCAGUUUGUCGAGAUGGUCAACGGUUCAGACGUGGAAGUUUGCCCUAGACGAAAUAUCGGCGGCUUCUCGCCGUCAUAUAACUUAUCUCCUAGACCAAAUAGUCCAAUACAAACAUCUGUUAUACAAUCAACAAAAAAUUAUAGCAAUAAUAAAACAAAACCUACUGUAGAAGAACUUAAUCAAAAUAAUGCCGCCAUGAAUGGCAGCAGUAAUAUUCCUGUGAUACGAACCACAGACGAUAGCGAUGUAGAAAUGGACACUGCCGAAGAAAUACAAAAUGGCCACGCCGAUAAUUCGUGCAAUGGCAAACUCAUAACGAAUUCGAGUAAUGGGUAUCAAAAUGGAAAUGGUCAUAGUAAUAUAUGCUCAAAUGACCGUUUUGAGGAGGAAGACGAAGAAGAUAUGGAUGUUGAUACAGCAUUACGAAAAUCGUGUAAGCCGGCAGUGGAGCGAAUUCUUGAAUUUGGCAGGGAAUUGUAUAGCAUGAGUCAGCGACUUAAAGUAGAACAAGGGUCUAGUGAACACAAUGAAAAAAUGUUAGAGGACGCAUUUAGUUUAUUAGCAUAUUCGAAUCCGUGGGCGAGUCCCGUAGGAUGGCAGUUAGAUCAUGCCCAACGGGAAUCCGUCUGUGCUUCCCUUAAUUCUGCCAUUUUAGAGUCACAAAAUAAGCCUCGAAAGCCACCAUUAGAAGUAGCAAUGGCGCAUGCGCAAGAACUGGUGCGCCUCAUGUCCAGCUCUGGACUCGGCUCAUGUGCCUUUGCCUCAGUAUCAGAUCUCAUGGAACACUGACAUCUCUUUUUGCCCUAUCUACCUGUACUGGCACACUGACCACCAUCCUCUCAACGGGCAACAUCGCUUGGCUCAGAGAACGAUUAUAGCUUGCCAGUUUGUAUUUUGUUAAACAGUCGAGUAACUGUGAUGCUUUAGUGAGUGGUUAACAUUUUUGGAAUUGUAUGAAUCUGCCUGCAUUAUUUUUAACACUCUUAACCUACUUAUUUGGAUCAUAUUAUGCCAUAUUUUGUUCUGUAGUUCACUACUUGUGAUUUUAGGUUAUGUAUUUUAAACCGCAUGCAGGCAGCUUAUGAAAAUAAUAUUUGUCACAAAAGAUUGUACCUCAUUAAAUUUUUGACUUAAAAUUUUAAUUAAUUUGUUUAAUUAUGUUGUGACAAAUGUAAUAUUUUUGGGUAUCUGCAAUGUUAUAGUCUACUGUUUGUAGAUCAAGUCUAUGUAGGUUAAGGAAUGUAUUUAACUGGUCAGUUGCUUGGAGUAAUUUCUGGAAAAAUCAGAAAAAUGUCGUAAGGGUAAGAGUUAUUUUUUAAUGGUUUAUUUGAGAGGAAGUCGGCGUUUCAUUUUAAAUGUUAUGUUGAUUUUGUGCCCGCUUGUGAUAAAUUAAAAUUUAUUGCAAGCGUACUAUUUCACCAUUGUUCUUGACGCAAAAAAAUGUUCCAACUACACAAAAUCAAUACUAACAAAUUCUAUAUCGAAAAAGUUAUUAAAUUUCAGAGUGGGCGUUGUUAUAUAUAAUUAUUCUUAAUUUUUUUUGAAUGAAAAGUGUUUUAAUAAAUGAUUUUUAAUGUA
This is a messenger RNA of Photinus pyralis (common eastern firefly), 2375 nucleotides long. It is a transcript of the gene RanBPM, whose product is annotated as ran-binding protein 9. The record is from RefSeq and is a predicted model, not a curated record. Gene Ontology annotation, biological process: cell surface receptor signaling pathway; cytoskeleton organization. The transcript has 8 exons. Gene Ontology annotation, cellular component: cytoplasm. NCBI's taxonomy places the organism in Eukaryota, Metazoa, Arthropoda, Insecta, Coleoptera, Lampyridae. Bases 132 to 1586 code for a protein of 484 amino acids. Gene Ontology annotation, molecular function: protein binding.